CCGCUGCACAUCUUCUCCUCAUCCAGACACAGGCGAUAGCACUUUCUAAAGAUUUCCAGGAUUCCUUGACCUGUUCUUGUACUUCUGCACUUAAAGACUCUUUCAUACAUGGGACACACCGACUGUCUGACAGGAGUCUGACAGACAUGACAGGAGUGAGCCCAGCAGCGCUAGUUCCGCCCUCACUGUGCCUCAGCUGGGACAAAGAUGAUGCUGCUGGUGAGAUGGUGACGACACAUGGACACAAACCGUGAAAUAAAGAAACAUCAAGAGCUUCUCCUGAAGAAGAUGUCAUCUGUGUUAAUCGUUUAUGCGACACUUAUAAUCAGCACGAGUGUCGGUGCUGUGAGUGCAAACCUCAUCCUACUCUUACUGUGUGUGUCACACUUGAAACUGCGCACGGACACGUGGGGUUUAACGCUUAAUCUCAGCCUAUGUGACCUGAUUUUUGGAAUAAGUGUCAUCUCAGUUGCCAUAUACAGCUGCUUAGAAGGCGGGACCUUCAUGAAUAAUGGCGUUGCCUGUAAACUAGUAGGAUUCCUUCUCGUCUUACUCCAGUUGGCAUCAAUAAAUUCCCUGGUUUGGUCAACCGUGGACAAGUUUACAGAAAUCUGUUUUCCUCUACGAUACGCUCAAAUAGUCACCAAGAGACGAAUCUGGAUUGUCUUGUUCUUUUUGUGGAUUUAUGCCAUAGUGGUGGCCGCUCUACCUUUUAUGGGUUUUGGAGACUACAGCUUCAAUGAAGAAGUCUACGUGUGUUUGCCUUCACUGAACUCCACCACCAUGGCCUACAGCAUGAUGAUACUUAGCGCUGGUGUGAUCACUCCGAUAUCAGCGAUCAGCAUAUUGUACAUUUCCAUUAUUCACAUUGCCAGGAGUCAGGCGAAGAGAGGAACUUUUGUUUGCAACGACCAACAUUGCUAUUAUGUGCCAAUUCGGUCUUAUUUUCGAAAUACUCUCAUUCUUAUUUUCUCAGCAUUUUACCUUCUAAUAUGCUGGAUUCCAUCAGUCACAAUUAGCUUAUAUGAAAUAUUUUACACGGACAACGUACCGUCAAUACUACAAAUGGCUUCCAUAUGGCUCAUAGUAUUAACAUCUGGCAUAAAUCCAUGGGUUAAUUCAUUGGCUCAAAGAAAAUAUAGAAAAGCCCUCCUGGAGAGCUGGCGGAAAAUAAAAAAAAUGUUUCAGGACAUGGGCUCCAGUUCGGAGACGCCGAGUGAAAAUGAGAGACAUUCAAGCAUCCAGACUCCUCAGUCUCUGCCAGGACAUAACAUGAUGAAUUCCAUUCAAACAUGAAGAGAAUAAAACAAUGUCUAAUAAUAUCUCUAAAAUCAGAUGAGGAGAUGCAGAUCGAAGACAACAUUAUAGAAUUCGAGCAUCUCCCGGACUCCGUCUAACUACUUUGUAUAGAUUUAAGAAGGUAGUGGUGAGGAGCAUCUAUGUCUACAGAAUAUUAAGGACCAAACGGAAUGCUGGCCAUUACCGGAUCUCCAUGGUCUACGUAGGAUAAAGAUUUUUUUUUUUCUUUAGAAUUUUAUCAAAUACUUUAUUUAUUAAAUGACUAGACUAUCUGAUGAUAUGUGUC
Hyla sarda is the source of this 1585-nucleotide messenger RNA. RefSeq names its product melatonin receptor type 1C-like. The record is from RefSeq and is a predicted model, not a curated record. Gene Ontology annotation, cellular component: membrane. NCBI's taxonomy places the organism in Eukaryota, Metazoa, Chordata, Amphibia, Anura, Hylidae. Gene Ontology annotation, molecular function: G protein-coupled receptor activity. Bases 238 to 1296 code for a protein of 352 amino acids. The transcript is spliced from 6 exons. Gene Ontology annotation, biological process: G protein-coupled receptor signaling pathway.